Molecule: messenger RNA, 1397 nt
Organism: Pomacea canaliculata
Lineage: Eukaryota; Metazoa; Mollusca; Gastropoda; Architaenioglossa; Ampullariidae
Product: WD repeat-containing protein 92-like
Exons: 8
Coding region: 201-1265 (354 amino acids)
Molecular function (GO): ubiquitin binding
Source: RefSeq, a predicted model, not a curated record
GAGAAGAGCAAGCUUGGUCAGUAUCUAAGCCAAGUGAUUCCCGAAACGUCUCCAUUCUUGUUCUUGUCGUUUAUACCUUCAGGUCCAAACGUGCUUCAGAUAUUUUCUGUCUUACACCAGUUUGAAACAAGAGGGUUGAGACUUCCUUUUCAUUGUUUUUAUUAUAAUGUUUUCUUAAGCAGGGAAAGUAAAUAACAAUCAUGGAUAAACCACAAAUUAUCUUACACAUUCAAAAAUCUCUUAAUUAUACACUUUUUGACACAAAGUGGAUACCUUGCAGUGCAAAAUUUGUUGUUCUUGGCAACUAUGCAAGAGGUACAGGUGCACUACAGGUAUACGAAGUUUCACAUGGAGAAUUAAAAUGCAUUACAGAUGUUGAAAAAUCAAAACCAUUUAAAUGUGGAACAUUUGGAGCAUCCAGUUUACAGAACAGACAUUUAGCAACAGGGGAUUUUGAAGGCAAACUUCAAAUAUGGAACUUGGAGAAUCUGGAGCUUCCUCUGUAUUCUGUCAAAGCCCACAAGGAAAUUAUCAACAGCAUUGAUGCAGUAGGAGGCCUGGGCAUUGGAGAAGGGGCUCCAGAAAUAGUUACAGGAAGCAGAGAUGGAACAGUGAAAGUGUGGGAUCCAAGACAGAAAAAUGAGCCUGUAGCGAGUAUGGAGCCAGGCGAAGGAGAGUCCAAGAGGGAUUGUUGGACUGUUGCUUUUGGACAUGCCCACAAUGCUGAAGACAGGUGUGUUGCUGCUGGCUAUGACAAUGGUGAUAUUAAGUUAUUUGAUCUCAAGGCUAUGGCUUUGCGAUGGGAGACAAACAUAAAAAAUGGAGUGUGUUGUCUUGAGUUUGACCGCAAAGAUAUCAGCAUGAAUAAACUGGCAGCGACAUCACUUGAAAGCAAAUUCCAUAUCUGGGACAUGCGUACGCAGCAUCCACAAAAAGGAUUUGCAUGCGUUACUGAAAAGGCUCACAAGUCCACAGUAUGGGCUGUAAGGCACUUGCCACAGAAUCGAGACAUUUUCAUGACAACUGGUGGCAAUGGAUCACUUAACCUUUGGAAAUAUUCCUAUCCGUCAAAUCGUGUGACCAAAGAUGGUGAAGGAGUUGCCAUGGGUGUGGCUGGAACAAUAAAUUUACAACAAAAUGUUACACUGUCUACCCAACCGAUCAGCAGUUUUGACUGGUCACCAGACAAGGAAGGCCUUGCUGUAUGCUCUUCAUUUGAUCAAACAGUUCGUGUUGUCAUAGUUACCAAACUGCGGACAAUAUGAACACAAGGUGUAACAGCAUGUUGUACACUGCUGUGAAAAUAAGUUCCUCCUGCAGACAGUUUUUUUGUUAACGAAUUGUUGAAUGAUUUUGCAGCUGCUUUGAAGAAUAAAAUGUUAUCCCAUGUGUGAUCA